This is a messenger RNA of Colias croceus (clouded yellow), 2633 nucleotides long. It is a transcript of the gene Hsc70-5, whose product is annotated as heat shock 70 kDa protein cognate 5. Gene Ontology annotation, cellular component: cytoplasm; mitochondrion. Gene Ontology annotation, molecular function: heat shock protein binding; misfolded protein binding; ATP binding. Bases 109 to 2178 code for a protein of 689 amino acids. The transcript is spliced from 14 exons. Gene Ontology annotation, biological process: cellular response to unfolded protein; protein refolding. Lineage: Eukaryota; Metazoa; Arthropoda; Insecta; Lepidoptera; Pieridae. The record is from RefSeq and is a predicted model, not a curated record.
AAAAAAAAUUGUUCUUUCGUGAAGUUGCGUCAUCCACAUGGUUCUGUUCGUAGUGUGCUGAAAUAUCUUUUAAAUUAAUUAAUAAGUUCGAUAGUAACAUUAAUAAAAAUGCUGUCGGCGACGCGAGUGAUCAGCCGAAAGGCUCUGGAGUGUUCAGGAAUUGGAUCAGACUUUUAUACACAAAGGAAUUUUUCCACAAUUCUCAAAAAUACCGCAGCACCCACAGUUCCUAUUUAUCAGAGACAUGGAGUCCAAUACAGACACAAAUCAGAGGGAGUCCGUGGCGCGGUCAUUGGUAUUGAUCUGGGAACCACAAACUCUUGUGUCGCAGUCAUGGAGGGAAAGACGCCAAAGGUGGUAGAAAACAGCGAAGGUUCUCGCACGACCCCAUCCCACGUGGCAUUUUCCAAAGAUGGCGAACGCCUCGUCGGUAUGCCGGCAAAGCGGCAAGCGGUCACAAACAGUGGAAACACGUUCUAUGCGACGAAACGUCUCAUUGGCAGACGUUUUGACGAUCCCGAGGUGCAGAAAGACAUGAAAAACCUUUCGUAUAAGGUCGUGAGGGCUUCGAAUGGAGAUGCUUGGGUGCAAGGCAGCGACGGCAAAGUGUACUCGCCCAGUCAGAUCGGUGCGUUCGUGCUCAUCAAAAUGAAGGAAACGGCUGAAGCGUAUUUGAACACUAGCGUGAAGAAUGCGGUGGUCACUGUACCGGCGUAUUUCAACGACUCCCAGCGACAGGCCACUAAGGAUGCGGGCCAAAUCGCCGGUUUGAACGUGUUGCGUGUGAUCAACGAACCGACGGCCGCCGCUCUAGCCUACGGCAUGGACAAGACUGAUGAUAAAAUUAUAGCGGUAUACGAUCUCGGCGGUGGUACCUUCGAUAUAUCCGUACUCGAGAUACAGAAGGGUGUGUUUGAAGUCAAGUCGACCAACGGUGACACUCUACUCGGUGGGGAGGACUUUGACAAUGUCAUUGUCAACUUCCUCGUGGAUGAGUUUAAACGGGAUCAAGGUAUAGACAUUCGCAAGGACGCGAUGGCCAUGCAACGCCUCAAGGAAGCUGCGGAGAAGGCAAAGAUUGAACUAUCUGGCUCGGUGCAAACUGACAUCAACCUGCCGUACCUGACCAUGGACGCUUCCGGACCUAAACAUAUGAAUUUGAAGAUGACGAGAUCGAAGCUAGAGUCCCUAGUUGGUGAUCUCAUCAAGCGCACCGUAGCACCGUGCCAGAAGGCCCUGCAAGAUGCGGAGGUCGCGAGAACCGAUGUGGGCGAAGUCCUACUCGUCGGUGGAAUGACUAGGAUGCCUAAGGUACAAUCAACGGUCCAAGAGAUAUUCGGUAGGGCUCCAUCGCGCGCGGUGAAUCCCGAUGAAGCGGUCGCCGUCGGAGCCGCGGUGCAGGGCGGAGUCCUAGCCGGUGACGUCACGGAUAUCCUGCUCCUCGACGUCACCCCCCUGUCCCUGGGCAUAGAGACCCUGGGGGGGGUGUUCACUAAACUGAUCACGAGGAACACUACCAUACCGACCAAGAAGAGCCAGGUGUUCUCUACUGCCGCCGACGGGCAAACGCAAGUCGAGAUCAAAGUGCACCAAGGCGAGCGUGAAAUGGCCGCGGACAACAAGUUACUCGGGCAAUUCUCGCUCGUCGGUAUCCCUCCAGCACCACGUGGCGUGCCGCAGAUUGAAGUGACGUUCGACAUCGACGCGAACGGCAUCGUGCACGUGUCCGCCCGGGACAAGGGCACUGGCAAGGAGCAGCAGAUCGUGAUCCAAUCGUCCGGUGGUCUAUCCAAAGACGAAAUCGAGAACAUGGUGAAAGCAGCGGAACAAUUCGCCGCCGCAGACAAGCAGAGACGUGAACGGGUCGAAGUUUCGAACCAGGCUGAGGGAGUACUGCACGAUACUGAGACCAAGAUGGACGAGUACAAGGAGCAGCUGCCGCAGGAUGAGUGUGACAAACUGCGCGUCGAGAUCGGCAAACUGCGUGAGCUCUUAGCGCAAAAGGACACCGCUGACCCUGAAGCUAUCCGCACGGCGACCAGCACUCUGCAGCAAGCUAGCUUGAAGCUGUUCGAGCAGGCGUAUAAGAAGAUGGCCGCAGAACGCGACAACCAACAAUCGAGCCAGCAACAAACCGAACAGCCAGCUGAUGAUAAGAAGGAAGAGAAGAAGAAUUAAAUAGAUUUAAUUUUGCACACGUUUCCGUUGCGACGAAACCGUUUUUCCGAUAUGACGUUAUCGUUGCGAUGAUACCGUUGUUACGUUUCUGUUGCUAUGAUACAGUUAUUUUUCGUAAUGGCGUUUUCGUUAUGACUUCUUAGUUGAAAUAAUACCGUUUUUCCGAUGCGACGUUAUAGUUAUGACGUUAUCGUUGCGAUGAUACCGUUGUAAAGUUACCGUUGCGACGAAACCGUUAUUAUGUUUACGUUAUGGCGAUACCGUUGUGACGAAACCGUUAUAAUGUUACGUUGCAACGUUAUCGUUAUAAAGUUUCCGUUACGAUAUUUGUGACUUCACUCGUGCAACUUGAAGGAAGGAAAUCUGAUAUAUCAAAAUAGUUUUUAUUUAAAAGCAGAAGCUUUUAUGGUGUAUGUAGAUUAUUAGAAUAUAUGUAUGGAUUGGAUUGCACAGGU